Cajanus cajan (pigeon pea) is the source of this 1576-nucleotide messenger RNA. It is a transcript of the gene SPL2, whose product is annotated as E3 Ubiquitin ligase family protein. NCBI's taxonomy places the organism in Eukaryota, Viridiplantae, Streptophyta, Magnoliopsida, Fabales, Fabaceae. Gene Ontology annotation, molecular function: ubiquitin-protein transferase activity. Gene Ontology annotation, biological process: organelle organization; protein ubiquitination. The record is from RefSeq and is a predicted model, not a curated record.
UAAACGACGACGUGGUGAAUUUCUUGGAUUGUUAUGAUGGAAACGAAGAAAGUAUGAUUGUGAGUAGUGAGAGAUAUGAAUGAUCAUUAUCAAUGUCCCAUCAGGAGCAAGCCGUAGUGUCCCUUCUCUCCCAGCUCGCCCUUUCCUUCGACGGCGCCGUUUUGGGCUUCGCCUUGGCCUACGCCGCCGUCCGCACCCUCUUCAAAUUCACCGCCACUUCCACCGCCCUACGCAAGCUCCGCCACGCCCCUUCCCUCUCCGUCUCCGACCUCCGAUCCCUCCUCGCCGACUCUAACUCUCACGACGGUCAGAUUGUAAUUGCCCGCGGCACCGUCGAUGCCAAGUCCGCCGUCGACGGCUCCUGGAAAACGCUCAGACCCGGUGUCCUCGUUUCGCGCGAGUCCGGCGAUAAAGGCGUUAUUCUUCAAAGAACCCAAACGUGUAUAUACAAUGAAUGGAAGGGCUUAUUUGGAUGGACUUCUGAUCUUCGAGCCAUAUUUGCAAGAUCUUGGAGACAGCAAGAGUCUACCUCCUUAAGGAAGGUGCCUUUUGUUCUUAUCGAUAUUGGACAGAGACCAAAUAGUGAAUAUGUUGUUGUCAACAUGGAUGGCUCAAGACAUCCGUUGCCUCUGACAACAGUUUAUCAUAAAUUGCAACCAAUAAAUGCUUCUCCUUAUACUUUCUUGCAAGCACUUUUUGGGCAUGAAUAUCCGGUUGGACUACUAGAUGAAGAGAAAAUUCUUCCUUUGGGGAAGGAUAUUACUGCUGUUGGAGUUUGCAGCUUAAAAAAUGGAAUUGCUGAAAUUAAGUCAUGCAAAGAUCUACCAUAUUUUCUGUCUGACUUGAGUAAAGAUCAGAUGAUAGUAGAUCUUUCCAUCAAAACGAAAGUACUGUUUUGGGGUGGUAUUGCUCUUGGUUCAAUGUCAGUUGGGAUCCUUAGUUAUGCCGUUGUGAGGAACUGGAAUAAGUGGAAACAGUGGAAGCAACACAGGCAGCUCCAGCAACAGAGGCAAGCGGUGAGAGAUGUUGAACCUCAGGUGGAUGAGGAGAUUGAAGAUGUUCCAGAUGGACAAUUAUGUGUUAUAUGCCUAAUGAGGAGAAGGCGUUCUGUCUUCAUCCCCUGUGGUCAUCUUGUGUGUUGCCAAGGCUGUGCCAUAUCAGUUGAACGUGAAGUGGCACCCAAGUGUCCUGUUUGUCGUCAGGAGAUUCGAGAUUCAGUGCGUAUUUAUGAAUCUUGAACAAACUCAGGCUGAUUGUUCUGUUCAUUGGGGCAGGAAACUUUUGUGCCUGCUAAUGAGAAGGAUGUUUGCCUUUUAUUUAGAUAAAAUCUGGACUACGGAGUUUUAGGGAAAUCUUUCCCUGUGAUCAUAUUACUUUUAUCAGGGGUAGAUAUUUGAAUAUGGCUUAAAUAGGUUGGUCGAGGUUAAUUCGUAGCCUCCUAACUUUUCAUUGUCAGGUUUUUUUGGGGGAAACCUUCCAGGAUUUUCCAAUUUUCUUAGUUGCAGUGUACAUAAAAAAUUCGCCAAACGUAUAGAAUGAACUCCGAAAUGUUCUUAUGCAGGUGGUAUUUUUACUA